Leptinotarsa decemlineata (Colorado potato beetle) is the source of this 1485-nucleotide messenger RNA. Its product is annotated as epoxide hydrolase 4. Gene Ontology annotation, molecular function: catalytic activity. NCBI's taxonomy places the organism in Eukaryota, Metazoa, Arthropoda, Insecta, Coleoptera, Chrysomelidae. The record is from RefSeq and is a predicted model, not a curated record.
UAUGGCCGGGAAACUGAAGCCAACUUCACAUUGAUCAGUGAUCAAAACGAUCAUCCCAGGAACGAUUCGAUAUCAAACAAUACAGUUGAGAGGUGCAGUGAUAUGGCGAAAGAAUUCCGAAUUCAGACGAUAUCAGUGUGUGAUACGAUUAGAAUUCAUUGUUUGUCAUGUAUAUUCGGCGUAUGGGUGAUCUUUAAACGGCUAGCGAAGGGGGUAUGGAAUUCCCAAAGGUUGACCAACAUCCAGCCACGUGAUAAUCCACCUUCAUGCCUCGUGGAUUCCAGGCUUGGACAACACAAAUACGUCAAGUUGAAGGGAGAAAAAUUCCAUUAUGUUGAAUCUGGCUCCAAGGAACGCCCUCUUAUACUACUACUACAUGGUUUUCCAGAUUUUUGGCUCAGCUGGAGGUAUCAGAUUCCAGUGUUAUCACAACAUUUUCGAGUGGUCGCUUUAGAUCUAAAGGGAUUCGGAGAUUCUGAUAAGCCGGUAUGGAGAAGUCGUUACCAAAUCAACAGAAUCUUGGAGGAGAUCAAAGACUUCAUUCACGCUUUAGGCGUGUCAAAUUGUAUCAUCAUUGGCCACGACCUAGGAGCACUCAUUGGUUGGUAUUUGGUGCAUCAAACGCCUGAACUCGUCAACAAAUUCUUCGCAGUCUCCUGUCCACACCCGAAUGUCUACUGGCAGAACUUGAGUAACACCUGCAAUUACCAGUGGCUCAAUUUCGUGCAGGUUCCCUACUUACCAGAAAUAGAUGCCUUGAAAGAAGACGUUAAAAUCAUCGACCAAUAUUACAAACAUCUAGCUCCUAAUGAUGUCUACCUGGAGGCAUACAAAUACGCCUUCUCAAGAAAGGAUGACUGGACGGGCCCCAUUAAUUACUAUCGAAAGCUACCUUUCUUGAGAAUCAACGAAGGUGCCGGCAAUAUCUCAACAACUGUGAUCCUCAUAACCGGUAACAAGGAUCAGCUGGUCAAGUUGGAAGGAAUUGUCAAGUCGACAGAGUAUUGCGACAAGUUCUACCUGAAGAUGAUAGAUGGCACUGAGCAUUUUCCACACCAAGAGGAUCCGGAAAAUUUCAAUAAGGUGAUCCUACAGUUUUUGAUUGGAAAAAGCACAAGUGUUGAGAAAGACAUGCUGCAGAGGUCGUCCUCGAAAAGGAUAAUGCAAGGACUUCUGGGAGCUGUGAGUACCACAGUGAAAUAUGGAAACUCUGUCAUUGAUAAUGUUCAGAAAAAGACUAAUUGUGUAGUGAGUAGUAUACCUAUAGGAUUAUCUUUAAAUUAUAACCAAGCAACUUCAAAAUAGUGUAGAUCUUAAAGUAUCAUAAGAGACUGUAAAAAUUGUUGAAAUAAGUCCAAAAUUGACUGAUAGGUUUUAAAUAUCCUGUAACAUGGGUUGUCCAGUAGUUCAGGACUGCUCAAGUGAUGGUUUUUUAUACAGUGUGUCCGCAAAGCAUGGAAUAAAUUCGAAAUUUCCAAAACCAAA